ACUGGCACUGAUUGGCAGCACUGAUUGGCAUUGAUAGGUGGCACUGACUGGCACUGAUGGGUGGCAUUGAAAGGCAGCUCAGAUGGGCACUGAUAUGUGGCAUUGAUGUGCACUGGUAUGCACUGAUAUGUGGCAUUGAUGUGGCACUGAUGGGCACUGGCACGUGGCACUGAUGAGCACUGACUGCUGGCACUGAUGGACACUGACAGGUGGCACUUCUGGGGCCACACUGAUCAUCAGUGCCCUGAUAAUCACUGUCAGCGUGACAGCUCGAGAGGAGAGAAUUGCCAAU
Staurois parvus is the source of this 292-nucleotide messenger RNA. The record is from the annotation of a GenBank genome assembly. NCBI's taxonomy places the organism in Eukaryota, Metazoa, Chordata, Amphibia, Anura, Ranidae.